This is a messenger RNA of Besnoitia besnoiti, 693 nucleotides long. Its product is annotated as RUB1 conjugating enzyme. Gene Ontology annotation, cellular component: nucleus. Gene Ontology annotation, molecular function: NEDD8 transferase activity. NCBI's taxonomy places the organism in Eukaryota, Apicomplexa, Conoidasida, Eucoccidiorida, Sarcocystidae. The record is from RefSeq and is a predicted model, not a curated record. Bases 1 to 693 code for a protein of 230 amino acids. The transcript has 3 exons. Gene Ontology annotation, biological process: protein neddylation.
AUGCUAAAGCUCUACGGCGUCGGCCGCGGGCGGCCCAAACAGGCCACGCCUGCUCCAUCUUCUUCCGGAGAGAAUCGCGAGCUUGACGCUGCGUCCCAAGAGGUCCCUGCGGCUGAGCCUGUGUCCGGAGACACAGGCAGCAGCGGCGCCGCUGGCGCAUGCACCCUCGCGUCGGCGCCCACGCAGGAGCGACGGCGGUUCCCCGGGGAGAUCCGCCUGCAGAAGGAGUUGGAAGACUUGGAUCUCCCCGUUCAGUGCGUCUUGACGUUUUCUUCUGCGUCCACGGGCGCGCGAGGAAGCUCAGGAAGCGGCGGCGCGAUUCCGGCGGCCGCACACGGUGCGGGGAGUUUGCUCGACAUGCAACUGAAGAUCUCCCCCGACGACGGCUACUGGAAAGGCGGAAAGUUCCUCUUUGUGAUUUCCGUUCCUCCCAACUACCCCCAUGACCCCCCCAAGGUCAAGUGCGUCGACAGGAUUUUUCACCCCAACAUUGAUCAACAGGGAAACGUGUGUCUAAACAUCUUGCGAGAGGACUGGAAGCCGGUCCUCUCCAUCUCCUCUGUCAUGUACGGCCUGCUGCACCUGUUUCUGGAACCGAAUCCGAGCGACCCGCUCAACCAGGAAGCCGCGGCGCUGCUGCGCUCCAACCCCGCCGAGUUUCAGAGACAAGUGAGACUCUCGCUGCAUCGGUAG